AGUAACACAGAUGAAAUGUGCUGCAAGGGGCUCGCUCCAAUUCACAGCCCGCAUUUCGGCCAAAUAUCUUUUCGAGUGUGCGUGGUCCACCAGUUUUUGAUACCCCCGCUUUUGGUUCCGGCCUAACUGGUCAGUCUGACAGUCAGCUGGUUGGCAGUCUUUCGAAGAGUUGGCUCGGAUUGUUGUUCGAUGACAAGAGAUGUGAUCUCUUCAAGCAUUCCGACUGAACAUUUAAUAGAGGCGCCAAUUAAUUAGGUUCUGGUUUAUCUAGGUCAAAAGCUUCGAUCAACAUGGAUAUGCCUGAGCAAGAGUAUCCAAUUUUGCACCCAGAGUAUUCUCCGGUGUUGACUUUCCUCUAUCAAAAUCUUCCUUUCCUCAGUAUAUUUAUUGGGUGUCCGAUGAAUAUUUACGCAAUUAGGACGCUGCAAAACGCAUAUCACCUGCCAAUCAGGGGCCUUGCCAUGCUAUGGUGCUCAUGCAAUUUCCUGUCAAUCUUGGUAGUCGAGAGCCUUUUUCUGUACGAGUCUCACUCCGAGGAGUGGUCCCUAGGCGGCUUUGCAUGCAAACUGUACAAAAGUUUCUCGAUGUUGCCCGUCUGCAUCAACCCAUGGUUCGUGGUGGCCUCAGUGGUCAGUUUUAGCCGCCUGCUGCCCCUCAGGGGCACGAUUACGUGGAUCUUGGCAACCCUUACUGCAUCUCCCCUAGUCUACAUGUUUUACAUGUACGGAAACUUGGAAACGACUAACGAUGUCGGCGCGCUAAAUCUGACCGUCAGCAGCUGUGCUCACGCCGCAAGCAAGGAUGAAUUCUACUGGACCAACGUGCUCAGUUUCAUAUUGUAUUUCAACACGCCAGUCGUCGUUGCGUUUUGCUUCUUGGUGUUCAGUUACCAGUUGCAACAGAACAAGACCGCAGAGUGGAGCUUCGGUUACAAAAUUGUUCGCAGCUUGUUUUUGUCGCAGUGUUUGUGUUGGCUGCCGCACUGGGUCGACCUGUUUUACUUGACCAAAGCCAAUGACGCUUUCAGCGACACAACCUUGGCCUUUCUGGUGGUCGAGGCCUUUGUCUUUUUGCACAUUGGGGUUCUGGUGCCGCUCACUUUGCGCCAAUACGCCCUCCGCUACUCGGACCUCUCCGUCCACCUCAACCCUUUGGAGCCAACAGUUAGCGUGGCCGAGUUGCAUGGGGUGCAAGAAGAGCCAAAGGACUGGCCCUAAAAAAAAACUUGUGAUCGGUGAUAAGCGGCAAAGCAAAUUUUUUUGCUAAGUGUUAUUUCCACAGACAAAAUAACAGUGUAUUCCUGUUUAAACAUAUUAUUUAUUAUAUAAAUAAUGUCCCAAAAUAAAUAUAUAAACUAUUGCUCUAAAAAUUAAUAGAAUAAUAAAUAAAUGUCUCGCGAAGCCCCCUCUGAUUUUGUCGGCUAAGACUGGGUGCCUUUUUGAGCUGCCUCGCAACACAAUUUCACACUCGGAAAGCUGUCAAUUAUCAUUUCCUCAGCAACAACUCGGCCAGCGUAUUAAGCGUAUACCAGCAGCCACUUGAGUUGCCAUGGUUUCCGAACCCCUGAGCCAUGCGCACUGGCCUUGAUGGCUUUCAGCUGGAGCAAAAGUGUAACAAGUGCGACGAGGAGCAAAAUGUAAAAGUACAAAAAGGCCCAGAAGGACCCCUUUUUCCAGCACAAAAUCCCGUCAAACCGGAGUACAGGGUGCAGCGUAAAUGGAUUAGUGUCGACGAAGGGACCAGCCCUGUAAUGCCUGAAUUGGAGGCGCUGAGCACUAUCCAGGUGGUUGGCGAACCUCUGGUGAUGACAUGUGGGAUGCUGACCUGUCUUGUGAGCAUCUGCCGGCUGUGCAACAUGCAGACGAAGAACGCGGCCACCGAAACGCACAAAACAGCCAUCCUUUGGUGCUUCCUCAACAUCAUUUAUGCUCUUUUUGACCAGACGGCGCUGACCCUUAUCCUCAAGCACAGUCCUGUGAGCACUUGCAGGAUUUUGUGGUUCUUCAGGAACUUGAACCUUUUAAGCUGCUCGUGGAUGACAUGUCUUUUCUUAUUCAUAAUUAUGACUCCACACAGAAAGUUUCCAUACGUCUCGCCGUGCAUGAUCCUCAUCGCAACCGCCACUUUGAUCGUCGAGACAUUUUUGCCUCUCAUUUUUGUUGAAUCGCACGGCAUUGAUCUCUGCGUCCGAGACGAGCAACAAUUAUUGCUGGACUACCGCUUCAUUUGCAUUGACCACAUUCCUCUUGUGACGUCGCUAGUGUUCCUGGUCUUCAUACGUGUAGCCUGCUAUAGAAAAAAGCUGUUGCAGGCAUGGAGGCUCUUCAGAAUGUUGUGCUGGCUGCAAUUUUCCACCGCGCUGACGCAUCUGCCUUUUUGGAUGUCCAAUACCACUUUCCUGAGCUUAUUCUUCGCACACGAUCUCAUUUUGCACACCCUGUACUUUAACGCACUUGGCUGUUUGGUGGAGAAGCUGCUUUGCUGGGUGGUGGUGCCGCUGGUUUUGGUGGAGGCCCAGAGCAGAUUUGUCAAGCUCGUAUACACUGUCGAAGAUGAUGUCGCACAUGAUUCAAAUCUUGUGCUGGUGGAGUUGGAAGAUUUAGAGCAGCCGACAUUUAGUCUCGCCGAUGUGAACGAAAGGACUGAUCUUUAACUUGAAUGUGAUUUAAUCUAUCAAAUGUCUAUUGAAUGUAAUAAAAAUUAAUGACGGAUUUCAAAAACGAAACAAUUUAUAAGUGUUCCAUAAAAUUAAUUAAAUAUAGUAUCACUAUGUAUUUUCCCUGCCGGCUUAACAAUAAAAAUAUUUAUAAUAUUUAUGAU
Neocloeon triangulifer is the source of this 2820-nucleotide messenger RNA. RefSeq lists its product as uncharacterized. The transcript is spliced from 6 exons. The coding region runs from base 291 to 1217 and encodes 308 amino acids. Lineage: Eukaryota; Metazoa; Arthropoda; Insecta; Ephemeroptera; Baetidae. The record is from RefSeq and is a predicted model, not a curated record.